Carassius auratus (goldfish) is the source of this 1093-nucleotide messenger RNA. RefSeq lists its product as uncharacterized. Gene Ontology annotation, molecular function: MHC class II protein binding; protein tyrosine kinase binding. Bases 11 to 919 code for a protein of 302 amino acids. The transcript is spliced from 6 exons. Gene Ontology annotation, cellular component: external side of plasma membrane; membrane raft. Gene Ontology annotation, biological process: positive regulation of ERK1 and ERK2 cascade; interleukin-15-mediated signaling pathway; T cell activation. Lineage: Eukaryota; Metazoa; Chordata; Actinopteri; Cypriniformes; Cyprinidae. The record is from RefSeq and is a predicted model, not a curated record.
GAAAGAGACAAUGGUUCAUAAGUGUAAUUUGUGUCUUCUGAUAUUGAUCGUUCUUUCUUCACUUCUCACGGGUACCAGUGGAGUGAAUGAGACUCAUGUGUUCAUCAGUUCUGGUGAAGAUGUCCGUCUGCCCUGUAAUAAUGCUCUUCCUGACUGCAACUCAACUACAUGGAACUAUAACAGACAUUCAGCAGCAGUUGAACUGAUUGCUAGAGGAGUAUUUAUGAAACAAAUCGAGAGACAUGAGAGACUGAGUCUGGGGUCUGACUGCUCUCUGAACAUCAACAAAAUCUCAAAAGAAGAUUAUGGAUCUUACAGCUGCAGACAAUAUGUGAAUGAAACACAACAAGGAACAGAUGCUCGUAUUUUUCUACAUGUUCUUCAUGUCUCUUCAUCAACCUCAUCCUCACAGACUGGGAUCAGUGGAGGUCUCUCUGUGACUCUCUUCUGUCAGCUGUAUUCAUUUGCUGGAGUCUCUUGUGAUGAUUGGAUGAGUUCUGAGUGGAUUAAUCUGUUCUGGGUGAAUCAGGCUGGUGUUAAACUGAAUAUAUCAGACUCCAGAUAUCAGAGAUCAUCCUCAUCAGAUCACUGUAUCAUCUCUCUGACUACAACACUCCUGAAUGACGAUCACAACAGAGAGUGGAGAUGUGAAGUUACUCAGAGAGAUCAAGUCAAGGCCUCAGUCACACACACUGUCAAGAGAUCAGCUGAUUCAACGACAGCAGUGAUUCCAGUCCACAUUACAAACUCUCAGUAUCCCUUAACUACAAACACACACCUAACUAAAGUGAUUGUGGUCAUUGUUGAGUUUGCAGUGUUUGCUGCUCCUACUGUGAUUCUUCUUCAGAUCAUCUGUUCAAGAAGAGCAGGGAGGAAGGAUUCACAGCAGCCAGAAGAAAUAGAGAUGAAUACUUAUUAGAGUAAAACACUCUUCAAAUAACAGAUUACAGCUAGAUCUGUCUUCAUCUCGAUGAUAUGAUGAUAUUUAUACAGCUUAUGUGUAUAUUUGCUUCAUAACCUGUACUGAAUGCUUUAAAUAUAAUAAAUACAGAGAUCAACAGAAGUACUUUUAAUAACCAUGAAUAAUUACAAA